UUGGUCCUUUUUUCAAUUUUGUCUAAACCCGAUUGUAUUAAAUUGUUUAGUUUUCAGGUCAGAUGGGUAAAAAACGACCUUUUAAAAUCUGUCGAUGAAAAAAUUGGUGCACCGCUACUGAGUGAAAUUUUGGAUAUACAAGGUAUAAGAUUUGCAGAUGUCGAAGGCGUUGAAGCAGCAAAGAAAGCUCUUGAGGAAACGGUGAUUUUACCUGCUCUUAAUCCAGCAUUGUUUUCUGGGUUAAGACAGCCCGUUCAAGGGAUAUUAUUGUUUGGUCCGCCUGGUAAUGGCAAGACAAUGCUUGCUCGUGCACUAGCUGCUGAAUGUGGCUCAACCUUAUUUCUUAAUGUUUCUGCAGCGGUGUUAACAUCAAAAUGGGUUGGUGAAGCAGAAAAAAUUGUUCGUGCUUUGUUUCAAAUUGCUCGUAACGGUCAACCUUCUAUCAUAUUUAUUGAUGAAAUUGAUUCGGUUCUUUGUGAGCGUACUGAAAAGGAAACUGAGGUAUCUAGGCGACUAAAAACUGAAUUCCUGAUUCAAAUGGAUGGAAUUCGUACCUCUGAUAAAGAUCGUUUGUUGGUUAUUGGAGCCACAAAUCGGCCAUACGAUUUAGAUUCUGCAGUGUUGCGACGUUUUCCUAAGAGGAUACUUGUAGAUUUACCAGAUGAUGAAACACGAUCCAAAUUAAUUAUAUCACUCUUGCAAAAAAAUAAGACCAAUUUUGAUCUCUCCUCAUCUGGUCUAAGGGAUUUGGUUAAGCACACUGAAGGCUAUUCAAAUUCUGAUUUAGUAGCUUUAUGUCGGGAGGCGGCAAUGAUUCCUAUACGAGAACUAAGUCGCUCAGAACUUGAAAGCGCCUCAGAAUCGCAGCUUCGUUCAAUAAGAAGAGCGGAUUUCGAUUCGGCUUUGAAAUCAGUCAAACCAUCCACAUCAUUGUAUAAUAAAAAAAUUUCGCCAACAGUAAAUUCAUAA
Messenger RNA from Dracunculus medinensis (Guinea worm), 969 nucleotides. NCBI's taxonomy places the organism in Eukaryota, Metazoa, Nematoda, Chromadorea, Rhabditida, Dracunculidae. The record is from the annotation of a GenBank genome assembly.